AUGACGAAAAUUGCGCUUCUCGGCGCUGCCGGCCAAAUUGGCACCCCUCUCAGUCUUCUGUGUAAAGCAAGCGAUCUUUUCGACGAGAUCUGUCUAUAUGAUCUUGUCCACGCGCCAGGCAUUGCUACCGACCUGAUGCACAUUAACACCAAGGCCAAGGUCUAUGGCUAUCUGCCGGAUGAGUCCGGCCUCAAGAAGGCUCUCAGUGGUGCAGACAUAGUUGUUGUAACAGCUGGUAUUGCCCGAAAGCCGGGUAUGACGAGGGACGAUUUAUUCAAGACCAACGCCAGCAUCAUCCGAGACAUCUUCACUGAGGUCGCUGUAACAUGUCCCCAUGCGACGUGCUGUGUCGUUACUAAUCCUGUUAACUCAACAAUUCCCGUUGCAGCUGAGGCGCUGAAGAAAGCUGGUGUUUUUGAGCCUACCCGUCUCUUUGGUGUUACGACCUUGGACGUUGUGCGUGCCUCUACCUUCGCUGCACAUGCCUUGGGAGGAAAUGCCGAUCCCAAGGACUUCAAGGUCCCAGUCAUUGGAGGCCACAGUGGAGCCACCAUCUUGCCUCUUUAUAGCCAGGCUCAGCCGCCGGUCAAUCUAGACGACCAAACUAUGUCAGCCGUUAUCAAUCGCGUACAGUUCGGUGGUGAUGAAAUCGUCAAAAGUAAGCAGGGUGCUGGCAGUGCCACGACAUGUAUGGCAUAUGCCGGUUUCCGCUUCAUCAAAGCCAUCCUGGAAGCGAAGAAUGGCAAUUCUGUGACGGAGGAGGCCUACGUCUACCUACCAGGUAUUCCAGGAGGAAAGGAGAUUGCUACUGAGCUUGGUGUCGACUUCUUCGCUGUCAAGAUCCAACUUGGGCAGACGGGAGCAGCCAAAGCGUUGCCUAUCGGCAAAAUAUCUGAGGAUGAGACCAAGCUUCUCCAGAUUGCUAUUAAGGACCUGAAGACAAAUAUCGCUACGGGCCUGUCCUUUAUGUCGGCAUGA
This is a messenger RNA of Penicillium lagena, 978 nucleotides long. RefSeq names its product malate dehydrogenase. NCBI's taxonomy places the organism in Eukaryota, Fungi, Ascomycota, Eurotiomycetes, Eurotiales, Aspergillaceae. Gene Ontology annotation, cellular component: cytoplasm. The transcript is spliced from 5 exons. The coding region runs from base 1 to 978 and encodes 325 amino acids. Gene Ontology annotation, molecular function: L-malate dehydrogenase (NAD+) activity. Gene Ontology annotation, biological process: carboxylic acid metabolic process; tricarboxylic acid cycle. The record is from RefSeq and is a predicted model, not a curated record.